AUGGCAGGUACAACGAAGAUGAAAGCGAUACUCCUUUUGAGCCUUCUCUGGGCGUUAACGGACGCAGCCGAGGGAGCGAACAGGCGACAUGGGGCCGCAUCAGACGAGCGAGAAGUGCGGCGCAGAUACGUACGGGCGGCAGGGGGGACGGCAGACGGGGCGGCGCCGUUGGUGGUAGAUGUACGACAGGCGGGCCCGGCGGCCCAGGCGCUGGGUGCGGCGCUACACGAGUGUUGCUCAGUUCCAGCGCUACGAGGACGCACAGUAAAACGCCAGCUGGCGGGGCCGGUGAACGGCAGCCGUCCGGAGCCGCUGGUAUCGGGCACGCCGAGCAGCCAUGUGAUACAGGGAUUGGAGACGCUGUCCACAGAACAGACUCUGGCGCCGGAGCCACCAGCCACAUUUUCAGCGUCGUCAGAUCCCAUAGGGCUUACCUCCACGGGGCUGCCGCCAUCCACUUCUGUUGCCGACGGCGUCGGACAGAUAGUUACCUCUACGGUGUCUUCAUUUUCAGGCACACCGGAUGGUUCAUUUGAAGCUUCUUCCAAUCUACUGAGCGUUGCUCAAAGCAAUACACAGAUAAUACCCUCCACAAAUCUGCAUAAAACUGGGAGCUCCACGCAUGCGGACGCACUGCGAUCUACCACGGCCACGGCCACGGAGGCCGAUAUCCGCUCUACGACGUCACUUGAUUCUGUUUAUAUGAAUGGAGACUCUACAGAAACAGGGAGCACUGGGAGGAAUUCUGCGUUCCAACCCGCGAAUAUAGCUUCCUUAUCUCACAAAACGGGUCCAGAACAGCAAGAUACUGCUGGAAGUGCUGCUGCAUCAGGGUUCACCACUAGCAUUAGUCACGAGCAGUUCGGGACAGCAUUAAGCUCUGAUAAAACUGGACUGUCGGGGUCAGUUUCAUUAUCCACCAGUGAGAAGUUCACACUGACGGCUAAAACUUUUACAGACAAAUCGACAUCAUCUGUUUACAGUAGCUGGCAGCCUAGCAUAACUUCGGAACUUUCGCUGGAAUCCUUUCAUGCAUCCACUACAACGGAAGUCACUUCUGUUAGUACAUCCACCGAGGCGUUGACAAAAAAAUCUUCCAGCUUUGAAGGUAGAAGAAGUACAUCGACGCCAAUCUCGAUAUCGUCUCCGGUUAGCACACGUACUUCCUCAGGAUCAUCCGUCGACCAGAAAUCCCAUGACAGUAGCGAUUCACAACAACCAACCACUUCUACAAUAGAGGCGACGGCUACCGGCAAUAGUAGGUCAACCCUCUCGGGAAGUACUGUCGAGUCCUUUAAGUCUAAGACGAGCGAACCAUCGUCGGUGACCGAGAACACAAGUACAUUUCGUACUGGUAGUAGUUCGAAUAGAUCCGAGCUUCCUAGCACUAUCGAUGCAUCGACUAUAACGAGUAGUACUUCUGAACAACAUACGUCCUCUGCGAGAACAUCUACAACUGAGACCUCGGCGGAAAGUUCCAAGACAAGCGAAAUGAGCACGAAGCCUAGUGAAACUACUGAGGCGACGACGACCACUAGUAAAGCUAGCGAGGCGACGACGGCCACUAGUAAAGCUAGCGAGGCGACGACGACCACUAGUAAAGCUAGCGAGGCGACGACGACCACUAGUAAAGCUAGCGAGGCGACGACGACCACUAGUAAAGCUAGCGAGGCGACGACGACCACUAGUAAAGCUAGCGAGGCGACGACGACCACUAGUAAAGCUAGCGAGGCGACGACGACCACUAGUAAAGCUAGCGAGGCGACGACGACCACUAGUAAAGCUAGUGAGGCGACGACGACCACUAGUUCAGACAUAUUGAAGACAACAUCGAACUCAGAGAGUAUUACAAAGACCUCUACUUCCAGGGCUGAGCAACCCACGACAACAACUACAGAAGGGAACAAGUCUACUACUACAGAUGGCAGAUCCACAACCACUACCUCAGAAACCACUUCAGAAGCCACAACGGCGGUAGAGAAACCUACUAGUACCACUACGGACGGCACGACGACCAUCAAAUCCGAGGAUAAAACUAGUACUACCAACACAGAGACUAGAGCUAUGACCACGACUACCGCGGAGGAUAAGUCUAAAACUACCACUACGGAGGCCAAGCCCACAACGACUUCUGCUGCGGAGCAUACAUCUGACACUACGACUAGGAUGGACACUCAACGAACGUCCACCACUGGAGAUACAUCCGUUACGACCACUUCAGAAGUCAAGCCUACGACAACCAUUAGUGCAGAAAACAUAUCUACCAUUAACACCGUGGAUAACAAGUCGACGACAACCGCUGCUGAGAACAAAUCUACUGCAACCACGAUGGACAACAACUCGUCCAGCAGCGGUGUGGAGAGUAUAUCUACAAAGAAGACAUCGGAGAAUGUACCUGCGACUAGUACCGCAGCUGAAACUACAUCUCAAGUUACGCCCACUCAAGCCGACAGUAGUACAAUUAGCAAUACACAUACAGGCCCGACGAAUUCGGGACAAGAAGCCACCAUAACUACAAGGACCGAGACUGGUAGUACUACAAUGUCGGCUAGCACAAGCGCGAGUGGCUCCAUAACCUCCACAGGGUCGCAAGAUCCUAAAGAUAUCUUACUUGGUGUCAGUUCUAUUUUUGGUAGUGGCAAAAGUACCACCACCAAAGGCGGUAGUAUGGACUCCCUUGUGUCUUCAACGGUCACAUCAUCUUCAAAAACUGCGCCGAACACUAUAAAAACUGCAACUCAGGCACCGAGUUCAUUUACUUCCAACUCGGCAGCAAACCCGUCUACAGGUGUUAGUAAUACCCCCAGCACAGACGAGCGUACUGGCUCCACUGCCGCUUCAAUAUCUUCCGCGUUGACGCAUGAUCCAUCGGGGACUCCAUCGGGGACUUCAUCCGGGACUUCAUCCGGGACUUCAUCCAGGACUCCAUCCGGAACUUCAUCGCGGACUCCAUCCGGGACUCCAUCUGUGAUUCCAUCCGGGACUCCAUCCGGGACUCCAUCCGGGACUCCAUCCGGGACUCCAUCCGGGACUCCAUCCGGGACUCCAUCCGGGACUCCAUCCGGGACUCCAUCCGGGACUCCAUCCGGGACUCCAUCCGGGACUCCAUCCGGGACUCCAUCCGGGACUCCAUCCGGGACUCCAUCCGGGACUCCAUCCGGAACUUCAUCCGGGACUCCAUCCGGGACUCCAUCCGGGACUUCAUCCGGAACUUCAUCGGGGACUCCAUCGGGGACUCCAUCUGGCUCUACAACUGGGUUUACACCAUUUACAACACCUCGCCUAGAAACCACGUCUAUCGGAGGCGUUAUAUCAAGUACUCUGACUGCAAGCCCAACAGACGAGCUCAGUAAGUCCGGUUCAACCUCUCGAUUGAACUCCAUCACAUCUCCAGCAAGCGAAGUCGUUUCAACACAGUCUUCAAAGGACAUCAGUUAUAAAUUGGGGUACCCUCUUUCAGUUGGCACUCACACCAUAUCGAAUCCUCAUUCCUCAGAAAGUUCUAGUACAUUCAGCACCACUACCACAGAGACGGGCACUACACCAGUUAAAUCGUAUACUACAUCAGAGAUUGAUACUACAAGCGGCCAUCACACAUCCACUGAUUCACAGACCACAGGUACUUCUCAUGGUAUAUCCGUGACGACUAGCCCUUCUGAAAGUUCUUCCAGAUCAUCUCUUUCAUCAGUAUUUGUACCAGGAGAGUCAACUUCCAGUGGUUCUACAAUAUCGUUUUCUCUCCCAAGCACAACAGAGCAGGCCACCACUGCUACAGAAACAACUUCCCAUCAUACAUCAUCCGAAUAUAUUUCUAGCAGCCAAAACAUUGGCUUCCCGACAAUUGGGGGAAGUACAAUUUCAACUACUUCUAAAUCCUUCACUUUUUCUGCACCUUCAUCUUCUGAUAUUUUUUGGUCGAAUACUAUUUCUACGCCCACCACCACUCCAUUUCUAGUUAUACCGUCAUUUUCCUCGGUAUCUACAACAAACACAGUAGACUCAGGAUUGAGGCAGACUAAUACCGUUUCAUCACAGCCAUUUGUGUCUUCUACUUUAUCGUUGGCUACUACAUCUAAUACGUUGGUGUUACCUUCUUCGCCUCUGUCACAACAGGAACCCUCAUAUAUACCAUCAUCUGCUGAAACUGCUAGUGCUUCUAUUGCCCGUACCUCAACUUUCCAAAUUUCAACAUUCAGCCAUCCCCCUUCGACUACAAAGCCUGCUAGCACGGCGACAAAUGCGGCAACCAUUACAGUUGGUGUUUUGAGCUAUAGCUCCGUUCCUAACACGGAGAACUUUUCCACUGAUUCUGAUUUCCGAUCCACAGCUCCUCCAUCCAUUUCUCCCGGCUCAGGUACUCCGACUAAUACGGUUACAGCUUUUAAUACUGAAAUUCCCACUACAAGGAAUAGUAUCGCUAGUGCGCCUACCCCAGCUGCUGGUUCAUCGAAUGCGGUAGCAGCUUCUUCAAAGGUAUUUGAGAAAACAGAUUGGUUACCUGCAACAAUUAUUACAGAAUCAGUUCAACAACACUUACCGAAUGCAGCUUCUACGACAGGAGGUGUAUCAACGACUCUACUACCGGCAGCUAUUCAUCCUCAAAGUCUCGUAGAAGGCAGCGAUGGGUAUGAUCUGAUAUCGAUAGGGUUUUUAAAGGGCUUGAAUUAUGUGUUUGUUACCUCUUUUGCUUUAUCAUCUGCCCAGAUAUUCACCUUUCUACCACCAGUAUUAACAUAUCCAUUUGAAAGCCAUACAGAAGAGACCGUGAAGAUACAUGAUCCAACUGAGAAACGUCAGUUGGAAAGGCCACCUCCCGUCUCGUUUUAUUCUCGUGCAUCACGCGAUACAACCACACUGUCCUCUUUCACGCAUUCCCAAGUGAUAGCGGUGCAGAAAGAAACUUCAGAUGUGCCGGAUUUGUCUUUUGUGAAAGUUAAACAACUGGCACCAGAUGUCUCAGAAGAACGGGGUUACAUUGCUACAUUGGCUCAUGUCUAUUUUCCUAGCAAGCUUGUACCAAAGCUACAGGAAUUAAUCCUUGAUUCCGAAUCCCCUUUAUACAAUAACCCAGAUGUGAAUUUAAAGAUCUUUGCGAGUUUAAUUGAUCCCACUAUUAAAGUAAGGAUUAUACAACAUGAUAGGAGUAACCCUCGGCCUGCGCAAGGUGGUGGUACCUCUGGAUCUGAUGGUUAUAGUCCUAGCGGGUAUGCAAACCACGGCGACGGCAGUCUAGAUAACUCCAAAUCCCCGAAAAUUACGUUCAAGAUUACCAAAAGACUUUUGAUAUUUUUAACAGUGCUUACUUUCGGUGUUUUUCUAUGGAUUCUACUAUUUUUGUACCUGUUUCGCAGGCUUUACAGGAUCAACAAAGUCAAAUCCAAAAUUGUGCUGGGAGAGAAAAAGAUUCCGCCAUCAUUGGGCCUUUUCUAUAGCCAUCAAUUCAACAAUCGGUUAAGCGAUUUGAAGCCUUCAGCCCUUUAUGAGGGUGAUCCUGAGAAACAAGAUGGGACUGCUACCGAUGGAAGCAGCGGUAGUGUCCAUGGGUAUGCCACUGAUGAUGAUAUCAUUGUCACAGGCGAGAACACCGUUUACAGCCUAAGCCAAGGGAUUGCAUAUCAUAUAGAUGAGGAAGGAAACUAUUAUUAUGCUGGUAUCGAUCCGUUUACUGAUGCAUUCGAACAAGAGGCAGAUUGCUUAUAUCAUGAAAGUGAGGUAGAAAGCGUAAAUGUCAACAACUUGGACCAUCUUUCUUCCGAUAUCAAGGAAGAAAACAUAGACCUCGAUGGUAACAUAGAAUUGUACGAUUCUGACUUUGACCACACUUCCCUCGACCAGGUCCCGAAGGCUACAGAAACAAUCGAAAAAUACAAUAAUAACCAAUACUACAAGAUGAACACGCUAAUCACUGACUCAUCAAAUUGCCAGGGCAACACUGUAGCGCUCUCAUCUGAUUAUGGAACAACUUCCGUGCAUGUUGAAAAUGUCUCUAAUGAGAAUUCCUUGGGGUUCAUCAGGCUACAAGGAGAUAUUCCUGAAAACUAUGAUGACUACCUUUACGAAGGGGACGAAGAUGAUUUCGAUAACGACAGCUCGGCAGCUGCACAACUGACGCAGGUCAGUAAUCUGGCAUCGCAAGGUAUCCACCUCGCGGCUAGCGUACAAGAACCUGAAUAUGAGGAUUUCGAUUUCGCUCGAAGCGAAGAUGACGAUGAUGUGAGUGACGUUAUGCUCGGAGACUUCGACGAGUUGGACGAGGAGAUGUACCGCCACCUGUCUAUGAUAAAUGCGUUUGAUAGCAGGUUUGGUGGGUUCAAUAACAUGGCUGCGCAAGAUAGUUCCGUUUACCAGAGAACAUUCCAACCGGGCAAUACGACCUUAUCGAAAGGCUCUUCAAGUAACUACAACGGAACAUAUCCGCACGUAAUGAUGCAGUACAACACAAUGAACACAUCCACCACCGACAGUGGAUGUACCUUCCCAUCAGGAGCUUUGCCCGGUACCACCACCUACUUCACCAACACAUUCAACACAGUAGGGAGUUCAAGCCACGCUUCGGGACGGACUCCCGCCCCUCCAAUGCGCCCUCAGCGCCCUCCAUCACUAUUCAAUUUCGAUGAGUACUCAGUGACUGUUCAGGAAACCGCCACUGCCGUCGCGGAGCGGAACACAAUGUUGCGCUCGAACUCUAAAACGGACCUAUCUGCGGUCGCAUCCGCAUCAAACAGACUGAGCUCCACACUCUGGGAUCUGGAAAAAGCAGCCCCCGAAUACCUUGCGCCUUCUACUGGUGGCUCGGCAAGCAAGGGAAGCUCCGAUAGAAGGCUUUCCUCCCGCUCGCCCUCCUCGCACAAACACCACAGGCACAGCUGGAAACACAUCGUCACGGGCGUGCGCAGCUCCAAGUCCUUAUCCAAAAUGCAUCAAAAGCAAAGCAGCCGGAAAGAUAAAAUUUCGAAACUGCGCAUUUCUGGACCUAUUCACACAGAACAUUCGCUUGGCUGGAGCCCAUCGCAAUGA
Messenger RNA from Eremothecium gossypii ATCC 10895, 7017 nucleotides. RefSeq names its product Hkr1p (gene HKR1). Lineage: Eukaryota; Fungi; Ascomycota; Saccharomycetes; Saccharomycetales; Saccharomycetaceae. The coding region runs from base 1 to 7017 and encodes 2338 amino acids. The record is from RefSeq and is marked provisional. Gene Ontology annotation, biological process: hyperosmotic response; fungal-type cell wall organization; cellular bud site selection. Gene Ontology annotation, molecular function: osmosensor activity. Gene Ontology annotation, cellular component: plasma membrane; cell surface; site of polarized growth. The transcript has a single exon.